GACGGCCAGAAGAAACUGGUGGCGGAGCACUCCUCCGACGGCCGACAGGAUGUGGGAGACAGCGAGAUAGCGGUUGCGGAAUCUGCAUCGAACCCGACAACAAAGCGAGGGCGACUUUCUGGCGGUGCCGCUGCUACGGGUCCGGAACAUGUCACAUACCGGGUGCAGGGGGGACUGCGGCAUGUGGAGCCAUACGACUUUGACUUCACAACACAUGUCAAGCAGCGUUGGAUAGGCAGGACACUGCUCGAGGUGUGCGCUUGCGAGUUUGUGGCUUUUCCGCGAGACUACUACGAGGCUUCCAUCGAGGCUGGGCGAGUCACCGUCGACGGGAAGGCAGUGAAGUCCGGACAUGUCCUGCGCGAUGGCCAGCGCAUUGUGCACCGUGCUGUGCGCUGUCGAGAGAACCCAGUCCUGGAUCGUGGUCCGAUCAAGGUGGUGGAAGAGACGAAGGCGCUUCUCGUCGUGAGCAAGCCCAGCUCUCUCCCCAUCCACCCUUGUGGGAGCUACCGCUUUAACUCCCUCAUCGCCAUCUUGCGCAACCAGGGCACUGUGGAGGCAGAUGCAGCUUUGCACACGACCCACCGUCUGGAUCGUUUGACGAGUGGUCUCGUCUUGUUGGCUAAGACCAAGGAAGCAGCUCGAAGAGUUGGCACUUGGUUUGCUGCCAACCAGAUCCGGAAGACCUACCUCGCUCGUGUGCGCGGCUGCUUCGAGCAACUCCUGAAAGGUGACUUGCCUCUGGGAGCUACCCGCAAGGAUGAGCGCAUCCAUGUUGCGGGUUACAUCCGCUGCAUCGAUCGCAAGGUCGGCAAGUACCAGUUCUCCGCGGAAGCGCCUGUAGCAGGCGAAGACGCCAAGGAUGCCGCCACGGAGUUCGAGUUCGUAGGCAUGGCCUCGGAGGAUGAAUCCAUCGUCCGCUGCUAUCCAGCAACGGGAAGAACUCAUCAGAUCAGAGUUCAUUUGCUUCAUCUUGGAUUUCCCAUCGCGAAUGAUAGCUGCUAUGGCGGUGAGCUUCGAAACGACUGCACCUUGCCGUUGAUUCCGCACAUUCGACAAGAGGCACACGACAGCUCUCGCUCUGGUGAGGAGGCUACGAUGCAUCCAAGCCACUCGGAUGCCAAAGCCAGGAUGUCAG
This is a messenger RNA of Symbiodinium necroappetens, 1138 nucleotides long. The record is from the annotation of a GenBank genome assembly. Lineage: Eukaryota; Dinophyceae; Suessiales; Symbiodiniaceae.